UCAACACUAUUUGCAUAAGGUGCUAAAAGGGGAGCUGACAGAGCAGGGCAGUUGAUACUGGAAAGUGGACACAGGAAGGAGGACCAAGAGCUGAUACAGGAAGCUAUCACAAACACAGCCUCUGAGCACACACCCACUUACACACACACACACACACCUGUGACUCCAGCAGAGUAUUCAUUCAGACCGGUACAGAGAAGGACCUUGGCCUGAACAGAGGCACAAUUAAAACACCAAACUCCCUGCCGGCAUUCCAGAAGUCAGUUGACUUUGACUCCAGAAAAAUGCAUUUUGGAGUGGAAAGGGAGUAAGCUGAGCCCAGAGAGAUAGAGAGGAUCAUCUGACAUCUUCUUCAGUUAACAGAUAAUUCAGAAGUUAAGGACAGACCAAGAAGAGGAAAGGAAAGGGCAGACAAGUCUAAAGGAGAUUCAACAAAGGAGAGGGUAGGCUUAUAUUUCCGAAGAUGGAACAGUCUCCGCAGUUUUGGCACAUGCAGGUCGCCCCCCAGGACACUGCUGGAGAGCUAAAAAAGAAGGUGUCAGCCGUGGGCCAGCCUGAGUGCUCCAUCUGCUACAACACCUACGACAAUGUCUUCAAAACCCCCAAGCUGCUGGAGUGCACCCACACCUUCUGCCUGGAGUGCCUCUCCCGCCUCAUGGCAGUCUCGGUGGCUGACCAUGACAGUGACAGCGCCAGCACUCGCCUCUCUUGCCCCUUCUGCCGUCACCCCACCACGCUGCCUGAGGAGGGACCCCCGGCCCUGACAACCAGCCGCGAGGUCCUCUGCAAGUUGCCCAGCCACCAGCAGCAGGAGCAGCCAGUGUGGCUGGAGGGGGAGAAGCUGUGCUACAAAAGCCUCAAGCACGACACCGGUGCAGGGGCCCGUGAUAGUCCCACGGCCUUCUGCGUCUGCAUUGACAUUGGGGCCAGCAAGACAAUGGAUGCUCCGAUCCAGACGCAGCCCCGGACUUUUAGCCUGAUGGGCCGGCUGGCAGACUGGAAGAGGAUGGUGCUUUUCAUCGUGCUCAUGCUGCUGCUUGUUGUAGUUGUGUUGUGGCCAUUGCAGUGUAUGUUCAGCACUGGGAACAUGCGCUGUGAAAGUGUGAAACAACCCGUCAACCCCACUGCCACAACGACAGCUACCACUACUUUCAGCCGGUUCCCAGGCUACCAGGCCGGCCAGAGAUAGGCUAACUUAUAGACUGGACUUCACUGUUACUGAACAUAAUCUUGUAUAUGGCACAUUUGACAUCAACAUUUUUGUGCAUAGUUGCACUUUUGCUUAGUGUAGGCUACAAUGUUAUUGCCACCCACAACUGUCAACACCUCAGGCUCGUUAGAUGUCUGACUUUUGUGCCCCCAAGUGUUGGGUUCAAGCGCGACACUGUGGCAUACUUUACCACAGAGAUUAAACCAUUUUUACUGAA
Messenger RNA from Perca fluviatilis (European perch), 1427 nucleotides. Its product is annotated as RING finger protein 223. Lineage: Eukaryota; Metazoa; Chordata; Actinopteri; Perciformes; Percidae. The coding region runs from base 464 to 1189 and encodes 241 amino acids. The record is from RefSeq and is a predicted model, not a curated record. Gene Ontology annotation, biological process: protein ubiquitination. The transcript is spliced from 2 exons. Gene Ontology annotation, molecular function: ubiquitin protein ligase activity.